CAUACUCUCAUUCUUGCUAGCUGCUCGUGCCAUUAUUGAUUUUUUUUCGGGUGGGGAUUAAUUAGUAGCACAACCAUACUUAACUUGGCACAACCAAUAUCUUCAACCAACUUUUGUCUCUGGCUUCCUGUGCUAAACUAGCGGCACUUAAUUAGGUCUUAUCUACGUCUACCAUAUAGAGACAUAGAGUGCUUUUCACCUUCCCUCGCCCGGCGCCCCGUCCAUUGAGUUUUAAGUGCAGACAAUACAGUAGGGCUUUGUGUACUUCAAAAAACCGGUUACAAUUUGGGGGUACAUGAACAUGAACCAGAGGUCCCCCAACUCCCAAGGUAAUGACGCGCGCCAUUAGUCCGGCACCAGUCCGUCCUGUCUAAAGUAUUCUUGGCAGAUGUGAUUAUCUGAAACGCUUUGACUCUGUGUGCCUGCAAUCCGUCAUUUAGGUGCGCAAGAUCUUAAGCGGAGUGUCCUUUUUACAAGUUCCAUGGCAUCCAUGCUUGUCGCAAAAUCUCUUAGCUUGCUAAAGCUUUGUCUUACCACGAUGCUUUGCUGUCCCAUCGCUCCUUCUUUCGCCUGCAGAGAAGUAAUAUUAUGCCAUACCCAACCAACACAGAUUUCCAGGCUAACUAAAGAGAGAUGCUGUGGUGUUACCCUGGACAGCACGUCUUGUUCUGCAGCAAAGCAGUAAUAAAGUAAUUAAGCAGCAUGCGUGGUCUCAUAUGUUUGCACAAGGGAACGAAUAUUGUCAAUUUAGUGUAUAUUCUUGGCUCUGCCACUGCCCCAGGGGCCAAUAAGCAAGGUAGUCUGAAAUUAACUAACACUAAGGUUGUUUUAUUCUUCUGCUUUCUCUUUUGGUGUGGAUUAGUACCUUACUUAGCUUGCACGAUAGUAUCUUAAAGCCAAGUGUUGCCUCUGCUUUCUGCUAAACUAAUGGCAAUUAAAUAUUAAUCAUCCUAGGCAUAGGGCCACCUCCCAGCCCCAGCCUGCGGGCUUCUAUUUCUUUCUUCCAGGUCUCCUCUCGUCCUUCACACACAUCAGUUCCGUCUGACCUCGCAAUCCGCCCGCUCUUGCAUAUUUGACUCUUCAGCACUACUUGGCGUUGUUGUCUAUCUACGUCCACGUCUAGUGCAGCUCGAUCUGGCCAGGCGCUCCCCCUCGCUUGUGCUGACCUUGCCUAACAUCCUCACCGUCAAUCUGCCAAUCUUUCCAAUCGACUACCUUCACUGUGCAGCUCCGGCCAGACAUUCGAACUCUCGCCGACCCUGCGUAUCUAGCAUCGUCACCAUCAUUGCCUGAACACCUUUUCAAGUGAGGAGCCGAGGAUAAUCAAUGGAGAUCGCCAUUGGUGCGGCACGCUGGGCGGUGGGCAAGGCGCUGGGGCCUGUCUCCGAUGGCCUCUUGGAGUCGUGGGCGGCCUGUUCGGAGCUAGGCCCGAACAUCCGUGCCCUCAAGCUGGAGCUCUUGUACGCGCAGGGGAUGCUGAACAAUGCCCGUGGCAGGGGCGUCCAUAACCCCGCACUGGGGCACCUGCUCCUGGAGCUCCGCCAGAAAGCGUAUGACGCGGAUGAUGCGCUGGAUGAGCUGGAGUACUUCCGUGUCCAGGACGAGCUCCAAGGGACCUAUGAGGCCAUUGAUGAUGCUGAUGCUCAGGGUCUUGUCCAGGGCCUCGUCCUCAAUGUUCGCCACACGGCUGGGGCCGUCGUCAGUAAGCUGAAGCUCCCAUCAUGCUCCUGUGCUCCUUUUUUGUGCCAGCAUCAUAGAAAACCAAAGCCCAAGUUCAAUAGGAUGGCUAUGUCCAAUCGGCUGGCGCAACUUGUAGAUGAUCUCAAGCCGUUAUGUGCAAAGGUCUCCACUAUUCUUGAUCUAGAGCUGUUGGGAACCAUAGCCUCCAAAGGCACCAUAGGCCUUCAAGGUGCUACAUUGAACCAAACAACCAGAACAACGACCCCACAAAUCAUAGAGCCAAAGUUAUAUGGGAGGGAUAAAGUGAAAAAGGAUAUCAUAGAUGGAAUAACCUCUAAAUAUCGGGGCAGUGAUCUCACUGUGCUUUCAAUAGUUGGUCCAGGGGGUCUUGGAAAGACAACACUCACACAACACAUUUAUCAAGAAGUAAAGUGCCACUUCCAAGUCAUGUUAUGGGUAUGUGUCUCUCAAAAUUUCAAUGCAAAUAGGUUGGCACAAGAAAUUGUGAAACAAAUUCCUAAACUUGACAAUGAAAAUGGGAAUGAGAGUGUUGAAGAGUUAAUUGAAAAAAGAUUACAGUCCAAACAGUUUUUUCUUGUCUUGGAUGACAUGUGGACAUAUCAUGAAGAUGAUUGGAAAAAAAUACUAGCCCCAUUUAAGAAAGUACAAACAAAAGGUAAUAUGGUAAUAGUCACAACAAGAAUCCCAAAGGUGGCACAAUUGGUUACAACAAUAGGCUGUCCAAUAAGAUUGGAACGCUUAAAUGACGAAGAAUGCAUGCAUUUCUUCAAAGCAUGUGUUUUUGAUGAAAAACAACCAUGGGAAGAGCAUACUAAUUUGCAUGCCGUUGGGUGGGAAAUAGUGAAGAAAUUGAAAGGUUUUCCUCUUGCAGUAAAAACUGUUGGUAGAUUGCUAAAAUCUGAACUUACCGUGGACCAUUGGAGAAGAGUAUUUGAGAGUAAAGAAUGGGAAUAUCAGGCCAAUGAGGAUGACAUUAUGCCAGCAUUAAAGCUCAGCUAUAACUAUCUUCCUUUCCAUCUACAACAGUGUUUUUCUCACUGUGCCUUGUUCCCUGAAGAUUAUGAAUUUGGAAGGGAAGAGUUAAUCCACUUGUGGAUUGGACUAGGGUUGUUGGGCCCCAAUGAUCAAAACAAGAGAAUCGAAGACACUGGACUAUGUUAUUUAUGUGACUUGGUUAGUCACGGUUUCUUCCAAGAAGAAAAAAAAGAGGAUGGCCACACAAAUUAUGUGAUCCAUGACCUACUCCAUGACUUGGCAAGAUAUGUUGCAGCACAUGAAUGUCUUAGCAUAAAAGGGUCUGAUGUCUGGUCAAUACAAAUUCCCACAUCAAUACAUCACAUGUCCAUCAUCAUAAAUGAUGCAGAUGUCCAAGACAGAACAACAUUUGAAAAUCGUAAGAGCGACCUUGAUACACUUGGUAAAAAAUUGAAAGCUGGAAACCUACAUACUUUGAUGUUAUUUGGAGAUCACCAUGGAAGCUUUUGUCAAAUACUUAGUGAUAUGUUUCGGGAAGCAAAAGCCCUUCAUGUCAUUUUCUUAUCUGGAGCAUCUUAUGAUGUGGAGCUUUUGUUGCCUAGUUUUUCACAACUUGUCCAUCUUCGUUACUUAAGGAUCAAGGGUUAUGUAUUAAAUGAAACAAGUCUAGUUGGCAGUAUAUCUAGAUUUUAUAACUUGUUGGUCCUAGAUGUAAAACAAUGCAAUAAUUUUAGUUCUACAAGAGAAUUGAGUAACCUAGUGAAAAUUCGUCAUUUUCUUGUGCCAUAUGAUUCUUGUCAUUCUGAAAUUUCUGAGGUUGGGAAACUAAAAUCUAUACAAGAGCUAAGGAGGUUUGAGGUCAAAAGAGAAAAACAUGGGUUUGAACUGAAUCAAUUAAGGCAAUUGUUACAGCUCCAAGGGUCACUGGAGAUUCAUAAUCUUGAAAAGGUUGAAGCAACAGCAGAAGUGGAAAAAACCAAGUUAGUCUACAUGCACCACUUAAAUCGAUUACUGUUACAUUGGGAUGGAAACCAACCUAACAAGGACCCCAAAAAAGAAGAAGAUGUUCUUGAAUGCCUUAAACCACACAGUAAUCUUCAAGAAGUGUGCAUUAGAGGACAUGGAGGUUACACAUACCCUACUUGGCUAUGUACAGACCACUCUGUUAAGAAUUUGGAAUGCCUUUGCCUUGAAGGUGUAGCGUGGAAAAGUCUUCCACCUCUGCUAGGAGAGUUCUUGAUGGUUGGUGAAGACCAACCAAGCAUCGCUGGCCAAAUCUUUCAGAAUCUGAAGAGGCUAGAACUUGUCAACAUAGCAACUCUGAAAAGAUGGAGUGCAGAUGAUCCUUUCUCUACGCUAGAGGUACUCACAAUUAAGGAUUGUGUUGAACUUACAGAGCUGCCAUCUCCGCACAUGUUUCCCAUCCUACAGCAGAUCUAUAUUUCAAGAUGUGAGAAGCUAGUGUCAGUGCCACCAAUUCCCUGGAGUAGUUCUCUGUCCAAAGCUAGACUGUGUGAAGUGGGCACAAGUACUCAGGAAAUAGAUUAUAUGAAAAAUGAGCAGAAAGUUCAUGUAGUGUUCAAAAAGGAUGCUCUUGAUUGUGAACUCUGGAAUGUAUUGGCCUUUACUAAUCUGAGUGAAAUAAAGGAGUUCAGGAUUUUUGGAUGCUCACAAGUGCCUCUACAUCACCUGCAGCUGCUAAAUUCUCUGAAGACCCUUCAGAUAAGUGACUUUAGUAGUGUCCUGUGGCCAACUGAAGGUGAGAAUGAUUCCCCAUUCGAGUUCCCAGUUGAACAGCUCCAGAUAUCAGAUUGUGGUGCCACUUUGAAGGAAUUGGUACAGCUAAUCUCUUAUUUCACUAACCUCUCAAUGUUGCAACUACGGAGGUGUGAUAACAAGCAGGCAGGCGGAGCAGAGGAAAUAGAAGCUGCAGUAGGAGGACAGCUGCCCAUGCCCCUCCAAUUGAAGGAGUUGCUCCAAAAUCAGAGCUCUCUGAGAUCACUGUUUAUAGAUGAUUGCCCCAUGCUUCUAUCCUCCAGUUUGCUCCCCUCCUUUUACUGCCCUUUCCCGACCUCCCUGCAGUCCCUCGUGCUUGAGGGUGUGAAGGAUGGCAUGCUGACGCUGGCUCCUCUCACAAAUCUGACCGAAUUGGACCUAUAUGAUUGUGGGGGUCUAAGAUCUGAGGACCUAUGGCAUCUCCUCGCCCAGGGUCGUCUCAAGGAAUUAGUAAUCUAUGGGGCGCACAACUUACUUGAUGUCCCAGAGCCUUCGCGGAUGUGCGAACAAGUUCUUCCCCAACAUAGCUCCAGGCUGCCGGCGCUCGAAACGGAUGAGGAAGCAGGGGGCGCCGUUGCUGUGCCCAUCGGUGGCCACUUCUCUUCCUCUCUCUCCGAGCUAUGGCUUGGUAAGAAUGACGACUUGGAUCACUUCACAAUGGAGCAAUCGGAGGCCCUGCUGAUGCUCACCUCCCUCCAGGUUCUUCAUAUUGGGUGGUACUCGAGGCUGCAGUCCCUUCCAGAGGGGUUAAGUGGGCUUCCCAACCUCAAGAGAUUAGAGAUCCGGUUCUGUGACUGCUUUCGGUCCCUACCCAAGGGCGGACUUCCAAGUUCACUGGUAGUAUUACAAAUCAGCAACUGCAAGGCCAUACAGUCUCUGCCGAAGGGCACCCUCCCAUGUUCCCUGGUGGAAUUACAAAUCUGGAGCUGUGAUGCCAUCCGGUCACUGCCCAAGGGCACCCUCCCAAGUUCGCUGACAGAACUACACAUAAUUCGUUGCCGUGCCUUCCGGUCGCUACCAAAGGGAAGCCUUCCAAGUUCACUGAAGAUAUUACAGAUCCGCUUCUGUCCUGCUAUCAGGUCGCUACAUGAGGGCAGCCUCCCGAAUUCACUUCAAAUGCUAGAUGUCAGUUAUAGCAACGAGAAGCUACAGAAGCAGUGCCGGAAGCUGCAAGGAACAAUACCCAUAGUUAAGUUCCGACGCUGCUAAUCCAAGGGCAUUCUUGACGAUGCAAUCUCCCGUGAUAUCUGCUUGUGACCCUGGCAUGAAGAACUUUACAAAAUGCAUAAGUUGGGAUAAUGGAAAGCCAUAUAUCAAUGCUGUUACAUCAGCAUCGAGAUUUUAAAUGAUGUACCAUUGUCGGUUGGAUUGGAUGAUGUAUACCUCCAGCUGCUGGGAGGUCAUCAGCGCUGGAACACUGUCACAGCUGCUUGCGCAGGUCUUUGUCUCCGUACUAGUCAAGUUAACGAUGGGAUAUCUCUGCCGUUUCGAUCCAAGCCGACUUAGAGGAGACCCAACUUCCUAGGAGGAUGGCACAUCCACUGUAUGUACUCAUCCAUCGGUGGAGGUUAACCUCUGCUGUAACCUGCUCAUGACAUAUCCUUCCGACCUUCCCUUUCAGUAGCACCAGUCAGUCGCUGAUACUUGAACUAUGUCCCAGCCCAUACUAACUAGCACUAAGUCAUCUGCAAAGGCAUUAUCAGACUUGAUACAAACUGUGAGACUGACCAGAAGGGCCUCUAGCGCUUGUUGUCGGAAUGGCUAAUCACAAGGCGCAUCUUUUGUGUUUGCUGAGCAGCUUGUCUCAGGUUAAACGCCUGACGUCAUGCUACUGACGGAAACGAGCAUCGCCAUGGCAUCGCCGCUUGCUGGAGCAACUACCCGCGUGAGGAAGACUCAACUUCCUCGGAGGAGCCAGUUUCUGACAGCAGAGGGAGCGUCAGUACUCAAUCGGGGCGCAUCCACUGUACUCGUCGAUGGAGCACAUAUGGGGGCAUCUGCAGAGGCCGUAGACGUAUAGAAGUGAAAGAAACCGUGAGACCAUAACAGGCUUCCAGCGCUUGUUGUCAGCAUGGAUAUUGACAAGGAGCAUCUUGCGAUUGCUAGCAGCUUCACUCAGGUGGAAUGCCUGCCUGAUGCCGUGCUACUGACGGAGGCGAGCAUCGCAUUGCAUCCCUAGAGGAACCUCCUGCGCGACGCCAGCAACCUCGUCCCUGAAAGAAUCAUGGAUAGCCGCGGCACGCGGCCAGGUGCAUCGAGUGUGUGGACAUCCAUCGGCGGCAUCUCUCAGCGGCGCUGAAACCCCAGAGCGCAUUAACAGGUUGGCCAGUUUGGCCGGUCCAUCGCUCAGCAAGGAAGGCCUUGUGUCAGGAAUAGGAGAGCAAGGAGAUGCGUAGUGACAUUUCUCUAGUGUUAAUAGCAUGUAAAAUUUGUUUUCUUACUUGAAGCUUGCUAAUGAAUGGGGCUAAAAUAUUAGAAGGCUGAACAUUUGAAACUCUCUCUCUCUCUCUCUCUCUCUCUCUCUCUCUCUCUCUCUCUCUCUCUGGUUAUGUUAGGAGCGUCAGUCAGUCACCGAGCCAUACUGAUAUGACGUUGUAGCUUGUUUCAUUAUUUAGAUCUAUCUGGCUGCUGUGUCCCCUUUUUGACCUUUUAAAUAGCCAUGCCCAUACAAUAUUACAGUACAUAAUUAUACAAAUAGGUCUUAAUGUUGGAAGCCUCUAUGAAACAUACUGAUUUUUCUGAUAAUAUAAAAUGAACACUCAUAACUGAAUUUGAAGAUAAUGAAAAUAUAGAUAUUUUACAAUUUUUGAAAAUGAAUAGUAUUUGCUUCUCUGUCAAUGUGGUGACAUUAGGAUACAUAGAGAUUAAUAUUAUGUCCGUGACAUUAUGCAAAUAAGUGACUUCAGUUAUUCAAUUUGUCUUCUGUUUUAGGAAAGGGAUUGUUCUGAACUAUGGAUGUUCUUUGUACCAAGUGAGUAGCGAUGCUGCAACUGGUAGAGGUGCAGUCAUUUCAUAGUUCCAUUGCAGUUGCAGCAGCAUCAAUGAGCCUAGAAACUGGCAUGGUCUUAAGUCAUGUUCAAGAUACUGGGGUUCAAAAGGGAGAAAAACACCUUUGCACGGACAAGUUUAGAUGCCACGUUGCUCCAAAGAUAGACUUGAAAAGAAGUUCAGUAAAACAUGUUUUACUUGAGCCGCAGCUGUGGAAAAAUUUGUGUACUGUGCUAGAAGAACAUCACGUUUGAGAGAGACUUUUUUAGUUUGCGUUGCCAUUGUUCAGCAGCGUGCAAAAUGGAUUGACUGCUUCAGGAUUCAACGGCAUGACCUUAUGUUGGUGAAGUGGUUAACUCCUGUUAGCUCAAGGUUACAUUCGUGGUUAUGUUUGGUCGUGCAAGGGUUUUAUUAUGAUGGUUUUCAGAUCUGGUAUUAUCUCUAGAUAUUGUAAAGAGUACAUGGUAUUCAUCAUCCUCAUAUAAUGGAAAGUUUGGCAGUGGACCGUGAUGGUCCCGUGGUUUUUUACUCCUCAUUUUGAGGAGUUUUUCCACAUAAAAGCA
Sorghum bicolor (sorghum) is the source of this 8003-nucleotide messenger RNA. RefSeq names its product putative disease resistance protein RGA4. Gene Ontology annotation, biological process: defense response to other organism. The transcript has 9 exons. Gene Ontology annotation, molecular function: ADP binding. The record is from RefSeq and is a predicted model, not a curated record. Bases 1327 to 5661 code for a protein of 1444 amino acids. NCBI's taxonomy places the organism in Eukaryota, Viridiplantae, Streptophyta, Magnoliopsida, Poales, Poaceae.